This is a messenger RNA of Physcomitrium patens, 951 nucleotides long. RefSeq lists its product as uncharacterized. Lineage: Eukaryota; Viridiplantae; Streptophyta; Bryopsida; Funariales; Funariaceae. The record is from RefSeq and is a predicted model, not a curated record.
ACAAAUAGCACAAUGCGAUAUUGCAUAUCUUAGCUCUUUGUUGUGCACGUUAUCGAUCGAAGCCAGCUCUGCGAUUCCUCUGAGUUUGAGAGUUCUGUGAGUCUCAUCAUCUUUGCUUCUCUAAGUCGCUUGUCGUCAAGUGUUCGAUCCACGUCUCGAGGCUUCGUGGUUGUGUGAGAGAAGUUAGGGAUGGCGAGAACGAAGGGAGCAAACCGUGGCAUUGCCAAAGGGAAGAAGACUCAUGGAGCGGGACGCGCUGUGGUUAAGAACAAGGUCAGCCCUGCGAUAAAGUUUGCGGACAUGAGGGCCAAUGCAGGACGGAGCUUUUCGGUUGCUGGAGCAAAAAUGUCGGAGAAGAUGACACACCUUCGUGCCAACCUCAUGCUCAAGGUGUACCGAUUACAACAUCCCACGCACCCGGUGAAGCGAGUGGCCGCCACUGAGUCCAUCAAGGAGAUGAAAGCAGCUGCUACAGAGAGGAGAAUCCAGAAGGUGGCUCGUGCAUCGGACGUCGCAGCUAGGAAGCGUGCAGCAGUGCGGGAGCGUCGCGCCUUGGACAUGGCUAGACACACAUAAACACUGCGCACUGUAGUUCCCACUCGAGAGCUUCGUGGAAUUUGUCACUGUCAGAUGCUCGAUCGUGAGCAACUACUCUUCCGAAAGCUGCACAUUACUUGCGACAAGGUUCCUUGCGAGUCAUAAAUCAUCACCUAGUUCUGCGUAGAAUCUGUACAGCAGUGAUUCGUAAGAAUCGAAGAUGUUCUGGACGAUUGUUUGUCUUCACUCUGACCACUUUUGCAUCUUUCGUAGAACAUUAAUGAGUUUCCCCUUCUUAAUCUAGAGUUUAGCAAUUCUAAGGUAAUGGUGCUGUAAAAAGUACCAAAUGUACACAUUUGUUGAGACCCUCACCAUGUAAAUACAAAUUCUCUUGCUUGCGGAUUAUCACUCUCA